Molecule: messenger RNA, 5249 nt
Organism: Chinchilla lanigera (long-tailed chinchilla)
Lineage: Eukaryota; Metazoa; Chordata; Mammalia; Rodentia; Chinchillidae
Product: acyl-CoA desaturase 1
Exons: 6
Coding region: 376-1452 (358 amino acids)
Biological process (GO): unsaturated fatty acid biosynthetic process; response to fatty acid
Cellular component (GO): endoplasmic reticulum membrane
Molecular function (GO): palmitoyl-CoA 9-desaturase activity; iron ion binding; stearoyl-CoA 9-desaturase activity
Source: RefSeq, a predicted model, not a curated record
GGGCUGCAGCAUCCCGGCUCCGAUCGCCCGCCGCGCUCCCGGCUCGCGAUCCCUCCCUCUCCCGCCCUCGCCUGCACGCGGGCUGCCCGGCCGCUCCGCACACUUUGCCCCUUCUUGGCAGCGGAUAAAAGAGGUCUGAGGAAAUACGGAUCGGCCGACCGCUGCCAGCGCUGCCCUUUAAAUCCCCGGCCCCAGGACCCGCGCACCGCAGGCAGGCCCGGAGCCCGGCCGCGUGCGAGGCGCAGCAGGCUUGGCGCGCGGCUCCACCGGAUCGCCUCGCAGAAGCGGCCGGAACCGAAGUCCACUCUCGGCUCCCAGGUACCACUUUCCGCAGCCCCAGCCCGGGGGACGUGAGCCUAGCAACCGAGAGCCGAGAUGCCAGCCCACAUGCUGCAGGAGAUGUCCGGCUCCUACACCACCACCACCACCAUCACGGCGCCCCCGUCUGGGGGCCUGCAGAAUGGGGUACAGAAGCUGGACAAGGCUCCUCAGUACAUCGGAGCAGACAUCCGCCCUGAAAUAAAAGAUGACAUACACGACCCCAGCUACCAAGACGAAGAAGGCCCCCCACCCAAGCUGGAGUACGUGUGGAGAAACAUCAUCCUGAUGGCGCUGCUGCACGUGGGAGCCCUGUACGGAAUCACCCUGGUUCCCACCUGCAAGUUCUACACCAUCCUGUUUGCAUAUGUGUACUACGUUGUCAGUGCCCUGGGGAUCACAGCAGGAGCUCAUCGCCUGUGGAGUCAUCGAACUUACAAAGCGCGCCUGCCUCUGAGGGUCUUCCUGAUCAUUGCCAACACCAUGGCCUUCCAGAACGACGUGUAUGAGUGGGCCCGAGACCAUCGUGCCCACCACAAGUUCUCAGAAACACACGCAGACCCUCACAAUUCCCGACGUGGCUUUUUCUUCUCCCACGUGGGCUGGCUGCUUGUGCGCAAACACCCAGCCGUCAAAGAGAAGGGCGGUUUGCUGGACAUGUCCGACCUAAAGGCUGAGAAACUGGUGAUGUUCCAGAGGAGGUACUACAAGCCUGGUCUCCUGUUGAUGUGUUUCAUCCUGCCCACGCUGGUGCCCUGGUAUUGCUGGGGAGAAACUUUUCUACACAGCUUGUAUGUCGCCACCUUCCUGAGGUAUGCCGUGGUGCUCAAUGCCACCUGGCUGGUGAACAGUGCUGCUCACCUCUUUGGAUACCGCCCAUAUGACAAGAACAUUGAGUCUCGGGAGAACAUCCUGGUUUCGCUGGGAGCUGUGGGCGAGGGCUUCCACAACUACCACCAUGCCUUCCCCUAUGACUACUCUGCCAGUGAGUAUCGCUGGCACAUCAACUUUACCACAUUCUUCAUCGACUGCAUGGCUGCCCUCGGUCUGGCUUAUGACCGGAAGAAAGUAUCCAAGGCCGCCGUCUUGGCCAGGAUUAAAAGAACUGGAGAUGGAAGCUACAAGAGUGGUUGAAUUGGGUCAUCUGUGUUUCUCUUCCAAAAGCCAGACUGUCAGAGGUGUAAUGUGUUAAUUAACUACUGAAAAAUGCUAUCAGGAUGCUAAAGAUGAUAUUAACCUGUUCCGAUACAGUAUUCUUUAAAAUGGGAAAGUUUUGAUAACUUUUUAAGGUAAUACAUAUUUUAAUUAGCCAGAUUUAACCACACCACAAUAUAUAUACAAACAUGUUGUACAUGAAAAAUACAUGCAAUUUUAUGUUGAUUUUUAAAAAUAAAUAAUAAUAAAUUGGAACAUUCUUUAAAAAGAGUAUUGAAAGCCAACAACUAUGCUCUUAUUAUGUUAAACAGAUACACUUCUCUCUUCUCUUUGCACUGUACUUUGCACUGUUUCUGUCACCUUCCUUUCUCUUCUUCCUUAGAGCCUCCCAGGCAAACCGCUGGUCAGUCACUGAUCUGCACCCACCUUGUAAAGUGUAGACAGCCUUUCUAAAGGUGAUGCUCUUUCUCCAUGUAACUGUUUGAUGUGCCCUGAGCUCCAAGGUAUGUCGCUCAAACUAGACAUGAAACCUUCGGGGAUGUCCCCUGCUAUCUUCAAGCAGGCUUUGCUUGAUGGAAUGGAAAAAUGUAUCUGGCACAUGACUUGAAAAGCAGGUAGAUGAUCAAGAAAAGGCUGCUCGUGGGAUAUGCUUUGUGGGUAAGGAUGAGAUAGAGAUUGGAAGAGAGAAGAGGUCAUUGGGCCCAGCUACCUGCCCAGCAAUGCUGUGGAGCCCUCUGCACAGGGUGCCACCUUUCUCUCCUGACUAUGCCGGGAGCUGGGGAAUGUGCAGCACAACAGCAAGUCAGUAGCUAAAGAUAAGGAAGAAGGAUUUAUUUGGUAGGAGAAGGGGUCUCUGUUGUGAAGUAUUUUUAUUAAUAACGAGAAGAGUUCUGGAAGUCUUCAGGUUAGGUGUGACCAGAACAGGUGAGUAGUUAGCCCAGAUUUCUGAGGAUUCCAUGAGUGGCUCAUCUAAUUCCUUUGACCUUUCUGCUCUCCGUGCUCAGGGUAUUUGUUUUUCCCUCUCAGUACUAGGAUUUCUAUGGCAUUUCUACACAUCCAGAAAUGGGAGGAAUUUAACAGGUGGAAUUGGGUCAAAUGAAAAUAUUUAGACAUAAAAUCUUUCCUGGGAACAUGAAAAUAGUUAACAUUUUCUUUUGAAAGAAAAGCUAAGGGAACUUGGAGAAGAGGAAUUAGCUGCUUGUCUCUUCCUCCUAUCACUAGGCAAGAGAUAGACUGAGGGGCAGCCUUUGUAGCAGCUCCUUGGAUAACUUUCCAAAGAGCUCUGAGAACACACCCAGGGGAUUCAGAACUAAGUCCUUAGGUGUCCUAAUGGGACAAGUUCAAUGAUACCUCUGUAUAUUAGUCCCACUUGCUGCAGAUUGGAUGCAAAUUAGUCAUGUCUCUAAGGUAUUGCGCUCUUUCACUCAUUUCUUGCCCUGUGACCAUCAGCCUAUAUGUAUGAUUGCCAGGAGUAGGGCACGAGUCAUUAAUGCCCUGAUUCUUGGUUCUCGGUUGUACUCCGUAUGUCCCUUUUCUCUUAUGAUUGUCUUUGUUCCCUGGCCUUUGCUUCCUGCUGGAUUUCAGGCAGCCCCCUUUCCUGCAGACACAGGCUCACAGGCUCUGAGCUUACGAGACUUGCUGGUGAAGGUGACUGCUACUUUCCUGUGGGCCUCUUGAUUUCCCUGCAUCUUCAUUAUGCCCAGCCUCCCUCAUGGCUGCAGAAGCUUCCCAACAACUUGUACAAACAUCAGUGACUCAGAGAGGCUCUCUAAUGGAGCAAAGCCAGAGAGCUGGCCAUGGCGCUUGUCACUCUCCUGUGGGUCUAAGCAGAAUUCUGUUCCCUCAGCAAUGUACCCCAUUUGACCAGCACUUUCACUGUUGGUGUAAUGGUUGUAAAAAGAGCAAGCCUUAUAGGGAAGCACAAGAAGCGAGGGCAAGUUCCCAGGUGCCCCCCAUUAACACCCUAACCCCCCUCCCCCGAGUCUCUGCAGCCAGGCUGUACUGCUGGUCUCUGACUGAGAUAUUGGAUCUGAGAUGCCUUGGACUUUGCUGAACAUUAUCUGUGUUUUGAAGACCUGGGAUCUUUCCUGUUCCUGUACUGUAGGUGUCAAUGCAAAAGCCUGACUCUGCUCUAUAGAAUUAGUAGUGCCAAGUGCCAAAUGUUUUGUCUACCAAAUGUUGAUCCCCCAUGGUGGGAGGGAGCAGGACCUUCUUGUGUCCACUGAAUAGAGGCUGCAGCCACCAGCCUGCACUGGGGCAGCCUUGCCCUUGAUCUGGUCAUUAAAGUAGAAAAGUGUCUCAUGGAAGAUCGCUGUAGAUUAGAUCUGCUGACCUAUGUGCUUACCCCUUGCCCAUCACCUGUUAGGUGCUUUUAAUUCUACAGAUCAUCAGAUGCCUGCUUUAUAAUAUAUGGACAAUAAAAUCAACUUUUUCUUCUAAUCCUAUUCAUGGAUCUAAUUCAUGCCAUGUCCCUACAAGAAAACUGGAGGGGCUGGAGAUUCAGCUCAGCGCCACAGUGCCUGCCUGGCAAGCGUGAGGUCGUGAGUUUGAUUCCCAGUACCAGAAAAAGAAAGAAAAGAAAAACAAAACUGGAGUUGGAUACCACAGAAUGAGAACCCAGCAUACACUUGGAUGUGUAUGUAGGGGUGUGUCAAUUCAGCAAGGAACACUUUUCAAGAUUCUAAAGCUCAGUUCAAGUGGUACCUUCAUGAGAAACUGUUCUUGAGAGUGAAUUUCUAAUAGACUUUACCAUAUGGAUGUACUGACAACCUACUCAGUGCCUUACCUCUUUGCUAAUCCAUGCUGCAUGUGAGCCUGGCCUCACUCCCUGAGUCCUUCCCACCUCAGAGCCGGCAGCAGUAGCCAGUGUCAGUAGGAGACUGGGUAGAGGAUUAUCAGUACAGCAAGUAGCAGGAUUCUUUUCUGGGUUUCAUUUUGGAAACUUUAGGGCUUUUUUACUAAGAGCACAAAAUUCAUGAAGGUUGGGAGUGAUUUGAAUGUGUGAUUUAUUAUGAAAUAACGGUGCUUAAAAUGGAAAAUUUUCUCCUUAGCUUGCAAAUAAUCCUGAGUGUAUUCUCUGCAAGUGUAGCACAUGGGUGACUAUGAAAGGUAAACCAAGCAUGUCACCAUGUUAGACUGGUGGCUAAGCAAGCCUCUCCUACUACUAAGCUACCCACUUCUAUCUGACCCUCCAUUUUAUAACAUACUUCUUAGAAAAGGUCAUUAAUUUUUUCAAAACCCUUUUGAACUAGUCACCUCUUAAAUGUCCCAACAUUCAAACUAUUGUGCUGGGGAUGAACUUUCCAACUCAUAAACCGGGGGACACUGAAAUCUCUGCACUAGGCAAAUCACUUAACUAUAAUGUGCCUACUUUUCCUUCUGUUACAAUGGGGUAAUCAUACUGACCUACCUCAAAGAGCAGUUCUGGGGUGUGAAUAAGCUUUUGUCAACCAUUUUGGCAUCCUUAGCAGAGGAACCAUCCAGUCAUAGACCUUUAUAGUAUCAGUGUCUACAUGGUUCUUUCAAGAGAUUCAGUACUUCCAUUGGCAAAGUGGUGUGUAACAAAGACAAAAUUUGAGAAUACUUACUGCCGUGAAAACAUAUGCUGUAUACUUUUUCCUUGCCUGGGUGGGACUUUCUUCCUUUUUAUGUGAAAUAGUCAUUUGUAACCCAAAAAUAAAUUUUGAAAUAAUUUUCAUUAAUAUCAAUUCUGAAGCUAGUUGUACUGAUCUGAGAUUUUUUUUGUUCAUAAUAAAAGUGAAGUGAAUCUGACUGCA